Messenger RNA from Aspergillus puulaauensis, 1572 nucleotides. RefSeq lists its product as uncharacterized. The record is from RefSeq and is a predicted model, not a curated record. Bases 1 to 1572 code for a protein of 523 amino acids. The transcript has a single exon. Lineage: Eukaryota; Fungi; Ascomycota; Eurotiomycetes; Eurotiales; Aspergillaceae.
AUGACUUCCCAAUCUCAAGCUACAAUUCGCCUACAUAUUACGCCGUUGAACCCAGAGCUCCUUUCCCUCGUUCUGCCUCCCUCAGUCCGUUCCCUCGCAACGGACGUCUCCUUCCACAAUCUCCCAACGUUCCCGGAGAACAAUUACGGCUACGUGACAUUACCCGAAAUGGAGGCCGGCAAGGUCAAGAAGAAGUUGAAUGGCUCCAUCCUCAAGGGUCGGAAGUUUAAAGUAGAAUCUGCCCGCCAGCAGAAACGGAAAUCAGAUGAGGGAGAAGACCAAAAUAUCAUAUCAAGUGACAAAUCUUCCUCGGGCAAAAAGCUCAAGAAGCGAAAGGCUGAAGACACUGUCUUGGAAGGCUACGAGCUUCCGUCGGAUCGCAAAGUCAAACGAGGCUGGACGGAGUCGUCAAAUGAUAAAACAGAACGGCGAAAGAAGGAAAAGAGAUCCAAAGACAAACAGGAGAAGAGGUCCAAAACACAACUGAAGUCCAAGUAUACUGAAAAAGAGGAGUGCUUAUUCCAGACGAAGGUACCACCAAACAGGUCGGGGUCUACGGAUGAAAAGUCAAAAAAGCAAUCCAAGAAGAGCAAAGCGUCACCGGAUAUGGUUGUACAUGAGUUUUCUCAAACCACGACUCAUCCUACAUUUUUGCGCUCGAAUGACGGUGGUAGUAUUCUAACGUCUGCAUUUGAAGACGGUAAAGGUUGGGUGGAUGAGACUGGAACCCUGAGGGAGCCGGCCAGCGAGAAUGUCAGAAAGGAUCAAUACAGGCCAGGACAAGUUAUAGGCCACAAGGAAAAGCCAAAGUAUACCACAGUCAAACCCAAUCACAACGAUAUAGAGCCCAAAAGGGCGGAAUCGACGGAAUCAGAAGAUUGGACCUCAUCCAGUGGGUCAACAUCGGAAUUAGAUACCACGGAUUCAGAGGACGAUGCUUCCGUCUCAUCUAGCUCGUCUAGAAACUCUGAAGGGUCUAGUAUGGACUCGCCCCCAAAGCAACAGCACCAACUCUCAGAAUCCGAUGAAUCGGAAGAAGAACAACAGUCUGGGGCGGAACCAGAGGCAUCGUUUGGAGAAAAAUACACCUCAGCAAACAUCCAGCAGCAGCCGACUGGAGAGGUUCACCCGCUAGAAGCGCUUUUCAAGAAACCAGCCGAUCAGAAGAAACCCGACUCGGAUCCGCCUGCUCAGUUCAGCUUCUUUGGACAAGAUGCAGAUUCCGAAGAGGAGGGUACGGGAAAUAUAGCACCUCUCACUCCAUUCACCAAAGGGGAUCUGCAAGGCCGUGGGACGCGGAGUGCAGCUCCCACGCCGGACACAUCUCAAGUUACAAGGACCAUUAACUGGAACACCCCCGAGGAUUCCGAUAACAUUGGAGAGGAAUAUCUUGUGACCGACAGUCCAGUGCCCAGGUCAGUCGCUAGUUCCAAAAUAGAUUCAGACUUUGCCAAAUGGUUUUGGGAGAAUCGAGGAGAUAACAAUCGUGCUUGGAAAAAGAGGAGACGAGACGCCGCUAAAGAACAUAGGCAGAGAGAAAACCGCCGGAAAGGAAUGAAGGGGAAAUCCUGA